This is a messenger RNA of Camelina sativa (false flax), 2190 nucleotides long. The record is from RefSeq and is a predicted model, not a curated record. NCBI's taxonomy places the organism in Eukaryota, Viridiplantae, Streptophyta, Magnoliopsida, Brassicales, Brassicaceae.
UCCAUCGAACUUUCUCUGUUGUUCUUCCUCUGCCUCCUUAGCCCAAACAGAGAAGAAGACGUCGUUUGGCGAAAUUUUUGAAAUACAAGCUUAACCCUCUAACGUUUUCCCUCUCCUCUCUCCCGGGUUUCGAAUAAAUUUUUGAAAUUUUGGCGAAAUUUGCUAUCUUCUGGUACCUGAGGCUGCGUAGCUAAAGUGAAGCAGAGCGAGUACAAUUGAUCAUCGUUAUAAUGGGAGCACAAGAAGUUCUGAGUGUUCCUUUCUGCUCAAAUCCUGUGGACAACACUGAAUAUAGUGACAUACAGUUGGUGCAUGCCGUUAGAAAAGCGCUUGCAUCUGUCCAAAAUGGGGACACCGACCAUUAUACUCAGCUUAUUGGAAUGAUGUACCCUAAAUAUUCUGAUUUCGAUGCAGUGGUGCAGCUAGAGACACUCUUGAAAGUUCUAUCAGGGUCUGUUGCUUGCAUAGAUGUAGUUCACCAUAGAGAUCUUCUUUCUACUAUUUUUACAAUGAGCUUGUGGAAUCACAGACCUAACGUUAUGGAUGCAUUGGUGAACCUAAUUAUAUCACUGGCCGUUACUAGUGGAAAAUAUCUGGACCUUUGUUUGAAUAUGCUCGUAAGUAAUUUCAUUCCACCUCCUUCUGUGACGGAUGAAAAGAAGCAGGAAGUUCGUUUGCGGGUGCAUGAAGCCCUUCACAAGAUUUCUUAUCUAAUUCCUCUUGCUCCCUCGAAAUUAGCGCCUAUACUUGCGCAGAGAAUGCCUAAAAUUCACAUUAAGGACCAGGACUCUUUGAUAGUGACAUUGACAUAUGUGGAUAACCUGUUGAAGUUGGAGAGUAGCCCAAUCGGAAAAUUUGUUGGCAGCAUGAUUUUUAUGGUGGUGAUGGAGAGGUUGCGAGAUUUGGAUUUGGAAAUUGGAUCGGAUGAUAUUUUCCAAGAUGACUCUAAUAGAGGCAUGUUUGAUAUGGAACUUGAAGAGGCAGUUGAAAGCACUAUGAUUGAAGGAGACGAGUUUCCACUGGGGGCUCUAUAUCAAAAUACUUCACAUGGAAAUGUAGUCUCUGAUCUGUUGGACGAAUUGAUGGACCGAUCUUUUAAACAUCUCAAAUUCUGUCAAAACUCUGGUCGUUUGGAUGAGGUUUUUGAAAUCCUCUUUGAGUCGUUUGAGAACUAUAUUCUGAACACGUGCAAAACAAAUUUUUUACAGUUUCUGAUGUUCUAUGCAUGCUCGCUAGAUCCUGAAAAUUGUGGUGUAAAAUUUGCCAGUAAGCUGUUGGAAAUAUAUCUCUCCAGCAACAAAACUCAACUUAAUAGGAUGAGGGCAGUGUCUUAUCUAGCUAGCUACUUGUCUCGUGGAAAGUUUUUGCCUCCUUCUUUUGUUGCUAGCAUGUUGAAAAGAUUGGUGGACGAGUGUGCGGAAUAUUGCAGAACAUGCAAAGAUGGUAUGAAGCCAAAAGCACACCAAGUGUUCUAUUCUGGAUGUCAGGCAAUCUUGUAUGUCCUAUGUUUCCGUAUGAGAUCCAUCCUGGACAUUCCUCGCUUUCAGUCGCUGCUUACACCAUUGGAGUCAAUUUUAUGUCACAAACUAAACCCAUUGAUGGUGUGCCUUCCGUCUGUAGUUUCCGAGUUCCUUAAACAAGCGAAAACUGGUGGUCUGUUUGUUGUCUCAGAAGCCUUCAAUUUCGAUGACCUACAGAAGUCUGAGCUCUCUCGUGCUUUUGGUGGCUUUGAAAGGCUUGACACAUUCUUCCCGUUAAGCCUGUGCUUGUUGAAAAAGUCUAGCAGUUAUCUAUCUCCCGGCACUUCAAACUUCUGGUCAAAGGUGAAAACGACUUAUUACGAAGAUGAUGAGGUCAUAGUGAAUGAAGAUGCAGAGACUGAGGAGGACUGCGAAGAUAACGUUGAACUUGAUAAAGAGGAGGACUGCGAAGAUAACGUUGAACUUGAUAAGGAGGAGGAGAUGUCUAUACCUCCUAAAUACUCUUUCAUGCGAGAAACAGAGAGGCUCUUGAAGAUGCCUUCAAGAAUCAGACCAUCCACUAGUCCUCCUGCAUCCUUCUUAAUCUAGUGGAGAGAAGAGGGAAUAAAAGAAGUUAAAUUAUCUCAAAUGGUUUUGUAGAAAAUUUUUGAAGAACAUCUUUACGAAGUAUUGGUUUAACUCAAACUAAUUAUUAAUUAAUCUUUUGAUA